Linnemannia hyalina is the source of this 975-nucleotide messenger RNA. The record is from the annotation of a GenBank genome assembly. NCBI's taxonomy places the organism in Eukaryota, Fungi, Mortierellomycota, Mortierellomycetes, Mortierellales, Mortierellaceae.
AUGACCUUCACGCCAUCCAUCCACCCCUGGAGAGCACCCGACCAACAUGAGGAGCACCAAUACCUCGCUAUGAUUCGCCACGUCAUGGACCACGGCGAAUUCCGCGCAGACCGCACAGGAACUGGCACCCGCUCCAUCUUCGCCCCCCCCUCCAUGCGAUUCUCUCUCGAAAACGACAUCUUUCCCCUCCUGACCACAAAGCGAGUCUUCUUCCGCGCUGUAGUUGAGGAGUUGUUGUGGUUCGUCAAGGGCGACACCAACGGACUCCAUCUCUCAGAAAAGGGUAUCAAGAUUUGGGAGGGUAAUGGCUCGAGAGAGUACCUGGACAAGGUCGGAUUGUCGCACCGCAAGGUUGGGGACUUGGGUCCUGUUUAUGGAUUCCAGUGGCGUCACUUUGGGGCCGAGUACAAGGAUUGUGAUACCGACUAUACGAAUCAAGGUGUUGAUCAGCUUGCGGAGGUCAUCUGGAAGAUCAAUAACACGCCUACUGAUCGUAGAAUCAUCAUGAGUGCCUGGAACCCAGCUGAUCUCGGAAAGAUGGCAUUGCCUCCUUGCCAUAUGUUUUGCCAGUUCUACGUGUCAACACCAACAGAGGAACAGCCCAGGGCCAAGCUCUCAUGCCAGCUUUACCAGCGAUCGUGCGAUAUGGGACUCGGUGUUCCAUUCAACAUUGCAUCGUAUGCGUUGCUGACAAAGAUGAUUGCGCAUGUUACGGAUCUGGACUGUGGCGAGUUUAUUCACACCAUGGGUGACACCCAUAUCUACCUGGACCACACCGAGGCACUGAAGAUCCAGAUCGGGCGUGAACCGCGUGCGUUCCCCAAGCUCUAUAUCCGCCCUCACCAGACGAAUGAAGCUGAGGCUAAGGAAGGAGUCAAGAGGACGAUUAGCAACAUUGAUGAGUUUAUCUUGGAGGACUUUGUUCUGGAGGGAUAUGAGCCCCACAAGAAGAUCGACAUGGUCAUGUCCGUGUAG